CCCCGCGCGCCAAGAUGGCGACGCCCGGUGAGGCUGGAGCGGGUCGGAGUUCCGACAGCGGCUCCUUCGCCUUCCCCUUCUCCGUCCCGCACGGCUCCGCGGGAUCCGGCGCGGAGGAAGCGUCCAAGAAGCCGUGCCGAGCGUGCACCGAUUUCAAGAGCUGGAUCCGCCAGCAGAGGAGGAGGGAGGGCGCGGGCGGCGCGGAUCCAGCAGUGGUGGAGGAGAAGGAGCCACCACCGGAUUGUCCUCUUGACAGUGAGCAGCUGGGCCGCAGCACCUGGGCAUUCCUGCACACCAUGGCAGCGUAUUAUCCCGACCACCCCUCCCACACACAGCAGAAGGAGAUGAGGGACUUCAUCAGCCUCUUCUCCAAGUUUUACCCUUGUGAGCACUGCGCUGAGGAUCUGAGGGAAAGAUUACGUGCAAAUCAGCCCGAUACUAGCAACAGAAAUAACUUCUCCCAGUGGUUGUGUCUUCUUCAUAAUGAAGUGAACAGGAAACUGGGGAAAUCUGAAUUUGACUGCUCUCGUGUGGAUGAGCGCUGGCGAGAUGGUUGGAAAGAUGGGAGUUGUGAUUAACCCAUAGAGACUGCUUUGGAAAUCUAAGAGACCAAUUCAGUGCAGUGUGGACUGAUUACAGGGCGAUGUGCGAGUCAGUAACUGUGUGUUUACCUGCUUGUGUGUGUGGCUGAUGAAAUAGAGGUAAAUCUGUUCUAAAAGUACAUUUGAAAAUCUUAUCCUAAUGAUAUUUUGAUAAAUGAUUGCAUGAAUGUGUUACCUGAGGGAUUGAGGCCAUACGUUUGACACAGGAAUUGCCAGAAACGUGUGAAAUGAAGUCACUGACAAAGGCGUGGAGACUUUUCCAUCGCGACAUUUCCUGAUUUUAGGGGCAUUUGCUGUUUGCUGUGACUAGUAUUGGUUUUCCCUGAACGCAGUUGUACAGGGCUACCCUGUGGCAUUUCACCUUUAUCUACAGACAUUACCCUGGUGUUUUAGAAAAUGCACCUGCGUAAUUGUAAUUUUCAUUUCUGUUGUUCUGAUAGCAGAAACUCCAGCAGUGUUUUAUGCCAGGUCUGUACUCCUGUCUCUCUCGUUCCAAGAUCUCCAAUGUUUUUUGUUAAACUUGAAUCCAGUUCCUUUGAUAAAAGGCCUGAAGGCAGGCACAUUUAAUUUAAAUACUAAAAUCAUAGAGUUGAGAUAUCUCACUGUAUUUUUUGUGUUUCAAUUUAUUGUUUAAGGGGACAUUGUACAAAGGGAAACAAAAAGAGGAUAAAAAAAACCUCAUCUAAUGAAUGAAAUGAAGUAUCAACUGGGUGAAAUUCAAAUGUUUUACAUUGAUUGCUAGUUUUUUGGGGGGUCCAGAAGUUGUAAGAUGAUGAGUUCUACUGAACUACUUAUUCUUAAAACAGAUAACCUCUUCAUCUCUGCUGUGAGCUUUUGUCUGUUGUGCAAAUGGCUUGAGAAUGGAGUUUGUAAUGCUUACUCAGCUUUAUUUAGCAUUCAGUAUUUCAGGGAUGUCAUUUGUGAUUUAAAUUCCUUGAUUGGUACUUGCAGACCUGGUUGACAUUCUGGUGUUAGCCCCUAGCUAAAAACCUCUCAAGAACAAAAGGGCUUUACAGCCCCCUGCAGUAUUUGAGUACUGCUGAGGUCUGUGGGGUCAACUUUGUAUGGAUUGCACAGGGGACUCUGAGAAGUCCCUGGGGCACAUUCCCUCUGGAGAAACUGCUCAGAAUGUAUACGGUGUGUGUUUUUCCCAGGUCAGCUAUGCUGCAGCAGUGUUCGAUACUUAAGUGUGAAUUUCAGAUUCAAGUGAAAGAGCAGCAUCGGUUAUUUACACCACAAUGUGCAUAAACAUGUCUAUCUAUAAAAGAGACAGCUUACAAAAGAAGAAAGUCAAAAUAAUUUCAAGUCCUUAAAGUAGACAGUGAUAUCACCUCUUCAUUGUGUUUCUGACCAUGGAAAGUUUGCAGAAGUUUGCACAAACCCUGACAGUAAUCAGCUUUUUCCUUCUCUGCUUCCUGCUGAGGUGGUGUGUUUUAUCGAGCUUCCUUAUGUCCUGCACUACAGCACUUCUGUAAAUUUACUCUUGCUCAUAGAGUGUUACCUGGAAAUGUUACUGGUACUUUUAGAGUAGAAUUAGAGUUGUGACAGUUCAUAUCUGAGACCUUUAGUCUUCAAACACAGGGCUCCAUAGUGUUUUGAAAAGCAAUAAGAACCUUGGGAGUACGGUUUAAUGGUUUAUGGCACACUCAGGUUCUUUCAAGCUGCACCUGUUAGGACAGUGUAAGACAUUUUAUGGACUGGUUCUUCAGGAAGUUUUUAAUGUAAUAGUGUUUCUAAGCACAAAACCAACAAAACCUGCUGAUAAGGUACCUCAUGAAGUAUGCAACCUGACUUAUGAUUUAAAGGUAUCAUUUGGGUCAUUAGAAAUGCUCAUAAAGUUUCCAUAUUGGCACAUUGUUUCCAAGAACAAUGAAAUCCUAGCCCUGCUUUGGGUUUUUUUUUUUAAUAAUAAACCAAAUUCUCCAAAUGAAGCACAUUGGGUCCACUCAUGGGCAGCCGACCAAGUGGCUGUACCCUCAUUCCUUCUGUCCGGCAUGAUGGGAAUUAACCCCUUCUGCCAGGGCUGCAUUCACAGCUGGCAUCUGGACAGGCAUUUUCUUCUGGGCUUACCUGCACUGAAGGAGAAACGUUCUUCCUUUCUGACUCUUCCUCCUUUCCACACUGCCCUCAACUGUUCCCUGUGACACUUUCAUUGUCUGUGCAGCAGACAAUGAGAUUCAGUCCUAAUUUGCUUUAGUGUAAAUGUUUGGGUUGGUAAAACACCGAUCUCGCCCUUGUUCAUCGUAAUUCUGACUGCGGGGCAGGUUGGGGAGUUGCACUGCCUCUGUGAGCGCACUUGAGCUCUGCAACCCAGUCCUUGGGCUGCUGCUGCUUUGUGCUGGGAAGUGGUAGCUGAUAUAUGCAUGGAGAUAUUCUGAAGCAUCUGUCCUCACCUUAUGAAUGUGAGGGGGAAAAUCGGCGUGUAAACAGAGGGAAAAGUCUUUUCCUUCUUCCAGUGUGGAUGUUCUGCUGUCCUGGCAGUGGUGCAGGGGUAGGAGAAGAGCCUCAAAGCUGAAGCCAUUGUCUUUAGUCACCGGGAUGUAGUCAGGGCGGUUUGUAAUCUCUCUAAGUGGCUGUGUGGUAAAAUCUGUGCUAGUGCUCUGCUCUCUCAUGUUUAUGGUUUUGCAGAAGAGCUUUGACAUAGAUAUUUCUCAGGCAUCUCUGUGGACUUGACUGUGUGGGAGGGGGGAGAUUUUUUUGCUGCUCAUUUGUACCAUGGUUUUAAUCUCACAUAAGGAAUUUCUAUUGAAGAUAACUGUACAGAAGAUUGUGAAUUCUCUUCUAAAUGCACUUGAUUAAAUCUAGUUUUAAAAAUAUCUGUAUUCAAAUAUUUUCUGUUGAUGUGAAAAUAAUAAAGUAACUGAGU
Cuculus canorus (common cuckoo) is the source of this 3468-nucleotide messenger RNA. It is a transcript of the gene GFER, whose product is annotated as growth factor, augmenter of liver regeneration. Lineage: Eukaryota; Metazoa; Chordata; Aves; Cuculiformes; Cuculidae. Gene Ontology annotation, biological process: liver development. The transcript has 3 exons. The coding region runs from base 15 to 578 and encodes 187 amino acids. The record is from RefSeq and is a predicted model, not a curated record. Gene Ontology annotation, cellular component: mitochondrion. Gene Ontology annotation, molecular function: flavin-dependent sulfhydryl oxidase activity; flavin adenine dinucleotide binding.